CCGAGUCAAUGCGCAUGUCAAGUUGAAAAUUGCAAAUGGCGUCCGUUGUUAUUGUUCGUACCGAAUAACUAUUUGUAAAAUAUAUACUAUUCUUUUAGCGAUUUUUCUAAUGGACUAUUAUAUUGAUGCGAUGCUUUAACUUCCCAUGAUUCGGCGCGACACGUUUUAUGUACGUUUUAAUGUGUUUUGAGUGUUUUUUUCAUAUUCUAUGUGUGUCAUGCAAAUGGGGUAAGCUGGAAUUAUCGGAUGUCGCUUAGGUUGUUUUGGAUAGUUUCAAUAAGAAAAUGGAGUGAAGUUCUGUGACCUACAGUGUGAAAAUGAAACCUCCGUAAAGUAAAUUAAUUACCGCGUUAAGUUUAGAUCGAAGCAAGAGACGGGAACGGCUGUAAUUUACUAAUGUUCCAUGCCGUGACUGCACUCCCCGUACAUUUCAAAAUGGCUGCUGCUCUUCACGAUAUAUGAGCUUUGCGUCACUGAAAUAUAAAUCUGUGGUUUUGAUUCGUGAAGAAAUUCGAGUGUUACAUGUCGAGUGAUUCCAUGUGAAAACUCGAAAUUAUUCAAAGGACAGUGCCCCGGGAGAACCUGGGGCGGGACAAUAGUGGCAUAUCAUAUGUUUUGGCUGUAGUGGACACUGAGUGACCAUAGGACCGAUAUUGCCUUGCGUCCGAGCCGGACUGUAAUGUUGCGCUUGAUUUUACAGGAUGAUUUGGAACACAAGACAAUAGAACUUGUGUGUUAUUGAGCGGAAUGUGACAUUGUAUGAUAGUAUGGCAGCGGAUAGCGAUGGGCUAGGCUCGGCGGGCGGUGGCUCGUGCGGCGUGGUGGUGACAUGUGAGGGUGAUCUGCGUGAUCCGAGGUUUCCCGCGCGACUCCGCCGCCUGUUGCGCGAGCUACGCGCCUUACUCGCCGAGCCGCAUCCGCACACGCUCAAAGUUAACAAGGUGGAGCCUUGGAACUCUGUGCGCGUGACUUUGUCGGUGCCGCGGGCGGCGGCGGCGCGAUUGCGGGCGCUGGCCGCCGCGGGGGCGCCGCAACUGCGUGCGCUCGGCAUCCUCUCAGUGCAGCUGGACGGAGACGCGGCCGUGUCGCUGCGGCUCCAGCAUGGUGCCGAGCUACGUAUCAAUACUGAUGCUGAUGAAGCGAGCACAUCACGAUCACAAUCGAAUGAGCUGCUGGCCGGCUUGGGCGGUAUCGGUCGACUGAUAGCCGACGAGGGCGCAUCCACCAGCUCGGAACCCCCUCAGAAUAACUUUAAAUCGCCGAAUACAGUGUGUCCAAUGGAUGGCAAAAUACCGCAGAACAUUCCCACCCCAACCACAGAUCGCUGCGAAUUCCCUUUUGGCAGUAUGACUCAAGCGAGGGUUAUACAUCGGAAGGAGAAUACCUUAGGGAUAGGUGGCUGCGCCAAUACGCUCAGACCUGGUACAGCGGAGCAAUUCGCGCGGCCGUCAACAUCUUUUACUGCUCCCCCACCGCCCUACCCCGCGCCCCCAGCGACCCCUACGACGCCGACACCAUCGUCGGCUCCUACAGUGGCCAUGUCGUCGCCCCUGCUAGUAAACCUAUUGCAGAAUGACGCGCCAGCGCCUCAACCGAGGCCGAAACCAGUGCCUCAUCCUGCGAAACUUGAUCGGCUGGAGGACUCUCAGGUGGAACUAGCAGUCGGUCGCGCGCCUUUCGAAUACCGUGGAGGCCGAGCUACCACUCCCCGACCAACAGUACCAAGUCCGGCUCCUCCCGCUCCUCGGCCUGCUCCCCGGCCGGCGGCACUCAUUCGUCGCGCUUUUCCCCCUCGUCCCCCACCGUCGCCGAUACCAUACCGCGCACCAGUGCCCAAUGCAACUGUCGUAGGGCGAGCGAGGUUUCCUUCACCCUCCUAUAGUACAGAAACCUUCCCAGCUCCACCUCCGCCGCCUUAUAGGCAACAGGCCGUGCCCAGACCGAGGCAGUUGCAGCCGAGGGUAACGCCAGAAGACCUUCAAGCGUUGCUACCACCUCCUACUACUUCGAUGGACCAGAAAACUCAAUCUAGUUUUCAGGAAUUCCAGAGGUACCAACAACAGUACAACGCAAGGCAACGUGCCGCCUCUCGUGCAGCUUCACAGCCGGACUGGAAUGAGCCCUAUCGGGACACGUUGGGUUUAUCGAUCCCUGAUCUCCCAGACAACUGUGACCUCGAUCAGCUGUUACCGACCCUAGGCGGGGACCUCAACCUCGACGAUACAACCUUAUCGGCCAUUUCGGAUCUCGAUGCCAACACGAAACUAGAUCUACUCUACGAUACUCCACAGGAAUCAAUGCCUAACACCACAGAGUCAACUCCAGACUCUCUCCUUCAAGAAAUCACUGGUGUUCAAUACCCCGGUCCGACUUUAAAUGGGCCUUAUAAUCCUGAAAUGGCUCCUACCACGAGUCAAACAAACGUGAAUAGUGAUGUGCCUUCUAAAUCCGCGGAAUCGUUCGACGCGAAUUCGGAGACGGCAUUUAUGCCGCCGCCACCCGUGCCUCCGCAGUCGACUUCCAAAUUCCAUGUAAAUUCCCCAAACCAUACGAUAGUUAAUACGCAACAUACGCCUUUUAAAUCGCCUCCUCCUAAUGCUGCGUAUUCGGCGUCGCCAAGCAGCAUGAAUUCCGACAGAAUGACGGACAGGAGCACAAAUCAGUCGUCAUCGAUGCCGCCGCCAAUGAGACUUCCAAUUAGAGCUAUGACAUCAGUGUCUACGGCUACCGUUGGCUCUCAGGCGACAGCCCAAGAAAUUGAGGAGCAAAGUAAGCAGUACCUGAUCAAAACUCUUAUGAGAGAUGACGAUACUCCACCCCCUAAAGAGCAAGAAAAGAAAGCUGAAGAAGUAACAGUUGCACAGUGUAAGGUUAAAGAAAACCCUACUGAAACGGCACCAGAAAUAUUCGGCAUUGCAAAAGUUAUAGAAGACGAUAGUAAAAGGGAAGAUGAUCUCAAAACUAAAAACAAGAUCAUUAAGAAAGAAAAAGAUGAAAAAUUGCUGGCUCAGAAAGGAGGCAAGCCAAGAACGGGCGGCGCAAAAGAAAAGCCUGCUACAUUAAAAGACAAAAUUGUAAGGGAUGGAAAAUCUACCAAAGUUGCCUUACCGCGGCCUCAUGUCGCAAAACCUGCUACUCCUUUGACUGAAGCACCGAAAUCGCCUUCUGGAGAAAAGGAGUCAAUAAAAUUAAGGUUAAAGCUUGACAAGAACGAACCUAUAGUUCAGCCUGUUUAUAAGGCUGAUGUUAGUUUUGUCAACCAACAAUUGAAAGGUGAAAAACCCAUAGAAGGUGAGCUUAGGGUACCGCCUUUACAUAUCAGCCUUAGAGGUCGAAAUUCAGCAGUAAUAAAGAACUCCAAAAAAGAAAAGAAAAAGUUUGGCCCAGGAGACCUUCACUCGAAGAAGAUUAAAAUAAGAAAAUCUCUGGAAUCCGAUGAAAAGUCACACAGGCGAGACGCCGAUGAGUCGUUAGCUUCGAAGUCGGGAGAAAGCACUGAAAACUCAAAGACUGAUGAGUAUUUACAUGUUAAAAACAUUAAAUUGAACAAUCAUUAUGAGGGGGAGGCUAUCAAAACUGAGAUUGCAGGUGAUCACAAUGUCGUGUACAGAAUGAAGACAUUGUCGAAGAAUGCUCACAUAGUGACAAAGUCAUGCGAUUACAAGGUCUUCAACAACAAGGGACAGUCAUUAGAUAGUUUGAAAAUGAAAAAGAAGUCCAAAAUGCUGAGUGAAAGUGGGAAAUCGACAGAGAAGGAAAGGGACAAAGAAUGGAGGAAUGACUUGCUAGAUAAGGAGGGGAAAUAUGCCCAGAAUGAGGGCUACAGAGAGACACCAAACAAUCACGAUGUGAAAAAGAAGUUACCAACGUCAAAAGUUGAGAAGGAUGGUGCAAAAUGUGAUAACUUAAAGUCCAGUGAGGUGAAGGCAGUGUUGGACACUGAAUACAGUGAAGUGAAAUCUGGUGCUAGUGAUUUGGACAACAGGUUAUUAAAGUGUCAUAAGAAUAUUGAACGGACGCUCAGUGUUGACGAAGAGAAGUUUGAUUGUGACGAGAAUAAGUUGAAAAGGACACUCACUGAUAGUGCGAUAACAUCACCCAAUGGACUGAUCUCUUCAGAGAAGAAGAGGAAGACCAGCCAUAGUUCCUGUCCAGAUCCCCCUGGUUCGACAAACAUAGGCACAAUAGGCGGCAGUCGCGUCGACUCGCCGCCACCCGCCGCUAGUCAGCGCUCGGGAGCUCUCUCCCCGCGCCGCAAAGAGAGGCCCAAGGAUAAGACUUACUGCAAACUUGUGGCCGAGAGGACGGCUCGACCGGACGCCGACAAGUUCGGUAAUAGUAGGUCGCCCAAUUCACAAGCCCAAGGCGAAGACUCUGGGAUUGAAUCUAUGGAUGCACUCUCAGAGAAAUCUCCUAAUCAAGCCAGUCAAUCUCCGCCCGGUCCUCAAAGAAAAGAACGCCUAGACAUGCCUAGAUCGACCAGCCCGACGUCAGUGCAAAGGAUAAUAGGUGUAAUAGAUCCACCGCCAGCGUCGGAUGAGCUUCUAGAGAGGUUGUCGCUAGCGACGGGGCAACCGCAUUACGAUCCCGUACCGCCCGAUAUAGAUGAUAUGGGCGAUAUCGAGGCGGAAUUGGCGAAAAUGCAUGCAGACCAUAUAAAUGGAGACGACGCGCCAAGAAGGCCGCCCGAAGAAAUACCACAAACCAAAGAAGUGAAAAGAGAAGCUACUCCUAUUCUCAGGGACGAGGACAAAUCUACGCAGAGCAUAAAUAGAGGAGAUUGUAAGAGUGAAUUGAAAACAGAGCUAACAACAAAUGAUACCGAAAUAAAACUCGAUUCUAAUAUUGCUCAAAAGGAUGAAUCACGUAAAGAAGAAACGAUUGUAUCGCCGAAAAAAGAGAAAGGCAUGGACGACUUUGAUCACUUACCGAGCAGAGUCUCCCCGCCUUUAUACACGUACUCAAAUCAGGAAAAAGUUUGUGCGAACGAUUCUUUGGAUUCAGAAGAAAAUAAGUGUGUCGUUUCAGAAAAUGGCGAACCAAAAGACAAUGGGACAGAAAUGAAGGAAAAGCAAGAACCGAAGAUGGAAAGGUUACCUCUUAAGGCUGAUUUUCCAGAUAAGAGCUUAUUAGAACAAUUACUAAUAGAAAUUCCUACACCGGAUUAUGUUGGUAAGAGGCCGGAGUCGCCGUCUCCUUCGACUUUGGAGAGAGUCGCUAGAAGUAGUGUCCGGACGAGGUCGAGUAGUAAAAUGAACAGUCCUGCAGACGGACCCAAAACGCCACGGUUAAGUCCAGGAAUUAGCAAACUCGAGCGGUCCGAUUCGCCCGCUUUGCAACCAAGAAAUUGUCUUAGAAGUGGUUCAGUAGAUAAGACGAGUCCGCGAACGGUAAAUGCAAUGGUAGCAGCAGCCAAACCGGUGCCUGGUGGGAAACGAAAAAGACGGGAGUCGGAGAGCUCCUGUGCAUCGACCAUCAGCUGUGAAGAAGGCAUCUCCCCGGGUCGGCCCAAGAAAAAACCGAGACGCAUCGACCAGAAAAUGGUGAAUCCGGUCGUGGCGAUCGAUGGCAAAGUUAAAAAAGAGUCUGAUAGUGAUAGCGAUGAACCAUUAAUAUGCAAGGUUCGGGGGAAGGGAGUAAAAGCAGUAAAGCCUGGGGUGAAAGUACCAAAAGGAGCGGAAGGUGUGGGGACUAGACGGUCAGUGCGGCACGGUCCGACGCCCGCCCCAGCUGCUCCUGCGCCGCCUAAUAGCACACCCGUGAGACGGAAAACGAGGAGUGCGGUGGGCGAAGGAGGCACCCCGAGCGCCGGGGCGGUGCGGCGGCGGCGCGCGUCCCGCGACGGCAAGUGACGGCGGCGACGCGCGGGCUGUACCGCGCCCUCGCCCCCCCUCGCCUUGCCGCUGCCGUUGCCUCUGCCGCUGCUCUACCCGCUCGAAUGACCCUCUCGCCUCGCCCUGCACCUACACAUCUGCCCGAUCGAGACGCCUCCGUCGACCUCGUCAGCCGACCGUGCGAGAACGUACCGUCGAAUGUUCUCGAACAGUUCAGAUGUCGUAUGCAAACAGGGACGGAAUUGACGUCCGUUAGCACUGAAUCUAUUCGAACCGUGGGAUUAGUGAAUAUAAGUGAUAAUACAAUACUAUUAGAGGAUGUGACGCGACCUCGGUGCCUGGAAGCUGGAAGCGCGACACGAAUGACAAAUGUGGUCAGUUAUCAGGAAAAGUGCUUUUAUCGUGUGCAAAAGUUUAGUGGAAUUUUUAAAUUUUAUGAAUCUCAAGAGUUUGUAAAAUAAAAAAGAAUAUUGUGCAAUAAAAAUGAGAAAGAUAAUCCUUUGAGGAAUAUUAACAGAGUUAAAUAUGUGUGCUUUUUAUACUAUGUAAUUGACGCGGGUGGGUAUGAUAGUUACGUGAGAAGUGUUCAACCUUGUUCCUGAUGCACCGACAGUCAACCCGACCGGGCGCGAGACGUUUUAAGGACUGUUUAUUAAAUUAGUGAACAAAUCAUGUUACCAUUCACUAUAAAGCACUCGACGUUUUGUUGGUAAUUGUAAGUUUAUUUCUUCUAUCGAGUAUUUUUAAGAGCGUCUUUUUACCAUAAGGCUGGACUCAGUAUAGGAGUCGAAAGCCAAAAGUGGAGCCUUAGUUUAGUGUAUAGAGAUGUAUCAUUGUACAAAAGAGCACUCGUCUAAUAGGCACAUUGUUAUAGGAUAAAUACCGAGAGAUAUAAAAAAAGGAAAUGCAUAAAGUUUUAAAAGAUAUUUUCAUACGUUUUUGCACGUAACUCUUAGCGUCAUCGAUGAUCUGCGUCGUAGUUUUAAUACAUUUUGGCGGGAAAUAGCCGAACGAGCUUUAGGCUAUUUUGUCGUGCAUUUCAUACGUGGACAUGAAAAAAUAUAUACGUUAACAUAACGGCUAUUUCCCGCGUAAAACACGCCGCUAUUACGAUUUAACGUUAGCGUUUUUAUAUGUAAGUGAAUUCACGACCAAUAAUUGUAACUUAAAUGUGACAAGAUACUUGAAUUAUUUCUUAGUGAACUGAUAAUAAUCGUGACUGAGUGUUUCAACAGUUUGUCUGUUUGGGCUUCCAGUAUACUAAACUAUUUUUAUUUUAAUGCCCCAUAUAUAUAUGUAUGUGUAUAUUUUUCUUUUAAUUUUUACCAUCCAGUCUACCACGAACCCUGUCGUCUAAACUUCACAGAUAACAAAAAUGUCGCAAACCAGUGAUCCUUAGAAAUGAUAGACUAGUUUUUUCUUUGCACUGUAUAUAAAGAUUCGAUAUUUUUAAAAAAUUAGUUGCCUAAGUAGGUAUUAGUAUUUAUUAUCACAAUUUUAAUUAUUCACUUAGUGAUGAGUUAGUGAUUCUCAAAUGUCAAUCAUUGACAGUUUUUUUUUUUUCGUUCUUUUGCACUUACUUCAUUCACAUUUAUUUAUCAAUUAAUUUACAUAUUAAAAUGAAUUUGUAUGUAUUUUAAUAUUGUUUGGCUGAGUUUAUUUUGAAUCCUUUUACUAGUGAUAUAUAUUAACAGAGAGAAUUUUAUAAAUUUUCUUUGCGGUUCCUAUGUCUGCGAUGAUAUGAUUCAAAGCAAUAAUUCGUGGAUGUGACUUUCCGUUAACUUUUAUAGAUGAUCUAUAGAUCCUUUGAUAGAAAGAUAGAUCGACUGCCUUAACAUUUUUAGUCUUUUAGAUAUUUUCCCAUAUAAGCAUCGGUGUUUCACAUGAUUUCUCCUUAAAAAAUAUUUUUGAUCCCUCGUUUGACAAUGUUCAAUGUUUCUUAGAUCGGACGGUGAUAGAGCUACAAUACAAAAUGUUAGAUUGUAUGUAUUAUUUAUAGUAUAUUGAGAAUAUUUUAUAGCUAAAUAUAAAGAACAAUGCCUGAUAAAUUGUGCCCUAAAACGUGUGCCGUGGUUGGAGGUGUGUGACUAUUGCGUAUGUUAGUGCUAGAGUGCGCGGCGAGCCUCUGGAUGGGAACUAUACGAUCAGUUUUUCUGCCUCCAUGUGACGCGAAAUGAGUUCGUUUUUUUCGUUUUUAAAUUAUUAGUUAAAGGUAUCGGUUUCAAUCCGAUGUAUAGUCUCUUGUAAAUUUCUGUGUAUAGAUGGGAAAAUUAAUAUAUGUUACGAAUAAAGUAAUUGUUUUUUUCAUCUUUUUUUUUUUAAUUGGAGUUGUCGAAUAUGCCGCGUUGUAUAUAGUGGGUCGCGCUGCUGUAACGGGCUCCUGUAGGAUUAUGCCUUGUACUGUAAUAUAAAGUAUGACUCGCAAGCUUGUACCAUAUAAUUAUAGUGAAUGGACUCCUCAAAAAACUAGUUAUGUAUAUUGGGUGUAUAGUUAUCCUUUAGUUUUUGUUUUUUUUUUUUUCGACUAAUGAUAGUAAUUUAUGCUGAUAAAAAUAUCUAUAUUAUACAUUUAUAUAUCUAUAAAAAAGAGAAAUACAAAUAGUUUAAACACUAUAAAUAUAGGCUAGGGGUUACACCACACAUGAGAUAGCAUAUAGUUUUGGUAUGUAAACAUUUAAUAACUUGUAAAUAAACCGCAGAAAUAGUGAAUAAAUAAAGAAUUGAUACAAUAAAAUUUAACUUUAUGUUAUUGUAAUAUUUUUUCUAGUACGUGUUGUUAGAUGCCGCGCUCGUGCCUGUGCGCACGCGCGCGGCGCGUUAGGUCAAUGAUAGCGCCUGUACAUUUUUUUGUUGCUGGCAAUUAAUGAAGUUGCAACUAUCCUUUUUUAAUUGUGCAUUAUUUUUUCUGUAAGUUGCUUUCUCUGUCGUUCUUCAUUAUUUUUAAAUCAUAUAAUUAUAUUCAUAAAGUACGAUGAGUCAUGGUGAAUUAUUAUCAUAUUAUUAUGAAUGAAAAGAAAUAAGGAAUAUUAUUGUUCUGCUAUUAUUAAAUUUGUAAAGUUAGUUUAU
Molecule: messenger RNA, 8900 nt
Organism: Vanessa tameamea
Lineage: Eukaryota; Metazoa; Arthropoda; Insecta; Lepidoptera; Nymphalidae
Gene: Ncoa6
Product: protein piccolo
Exons: 9
Coding region: 768-5852 (1694 amino acids)
Biological process (GO): positive regulation of transcription by RNA polymerase II
Cellular component (GO): histone methyltransferase complex; transcription regulator complex; nucleus
Source: RefSeq, a predicted model, not a curated record